Messenger RNA from Colletotrichum chrysophilum, 1326 nucleotides. RefSeq lists its product as uncharacterized. Lineage: Eukaryota; Fungi; Ascomycota; Sordariomycetes; Glomerellales; Glomerellaceae. The transcript is spliced from 2 exons. The record is from RefSeq and is a predicted model, not a curated record. The coding region runs from base 1 to 1326 and encodes 441 amino acids.
AUGAUGGGAGAGAUAUACUCGCAUGCCUGGCGAGUCGUCAUCUGUCUCGGUGACGACGGACAUAGUGGCGAGGCUGCGAGAAUCGCUUUCAACGCGAUUCAAGACUACAAUCGUCUUGCCGCGAAGUAUAUGACGGAACUUCGAAUAGUUGACGGCAGUGGCUGGAAGCCGGCAGAUGAUGAGGGAGGUUAUGGUCUCAUUACUGGCGAGAGGCUACUACCUGCUGUGCAGAUCUUCAAGAAGCCGUGGUUCGGGCGAGUCUGGGUCUUACAAGAAGUCGGUCUUGCUAGAGAGGUACUCCUGGCGUACGGCAGGUCAACUAUCAACUUUACUGAGAUCAUGGACUUUGCCCAGGCGUGGGCGCAGACGGGCAACGACUUCCCUGGCGUUUAUUUCAGUUCCGGCCUUAUUUCCGGGCUCUUCAACCACGUCUGGGCAACGUACGCCGAGAGCGUUGACCAGUCGUGGUAUCGAUCUUCUUUCAUCCUCACCACUUCCGCACGGCAGGUGAUGAGAACAAAUAAGCCGGAGUUUCAGGACGUGCUGUUCAAGGCCAGACACAUACAGAAGGCGACGGACCCACGGGAUUUCGUCUACGCGUUUCUUGGACAUCCUCUUGCAAAGUCGGACGACGGGCAGCUUUUGGUGGAGGCAGACUACGAAAGAACCAUGACGGAGUUGAGACUCCUUCUUUUCUCCCGCCUCAGCGAACGAUCUCUUCGGUUUCUUGGCUUAACGUGGCACAAGGUUCCUGAAGAUCUCUCCAAGGGACCAUCCUGGUGUCCCUAUCUAGAUGCUCGUCGACCCUGGACGAUGAAUGGCAGAUACGAUGCAAGCAGAGACGAGAGCCUUUUAACCCAGGCAACGAAUAUUCAACCCCGGGUAGUUGAUUCCUGCCUUGAGACGUCUGUCUAUAUCAUUGACACAGUCUUCCUCUGUGGCAGUAUAGCUGGAGGAGAGCCGUCCCUGGACGGUGGUGCGCAAGCCGAGGAUGCAGAUGCCCACCGUCUGGCUACAGAAGCAGCACUUUUCAACCGGCUCAGCAUCGUGGAAGAAUACUGGGCUCUGCUGGAGGCCACUGAAAGGAGUCAUAACCUCGCCUAUGCGGACAAGGCUCUCGCAUUCGCCAGCACCCUUUUACACGCAUGUAACGCAGAUGACAAGGAUCCCGCAUCAAUUGCUAGGAGCUUCAGCGACUUUUGCAAAGAACACUGUCCCACAAUCCAGGAUCGCCUUGAAAAGCACGAGUGGCUCAACCAGUGGGCUUCGGCUAAGACUCACUUCAUACCAUUCGUACCACACACCCCUGGUGAUAAGGCCAGUUGA